AUGACACCGUCCGUCGCCAUCCUCGGCGCUGGCCCCAGCGGUCUGCUACUGGGGCGGAUGCUUGAACUCGCCAACAUCGCCUAUAUCAUCUUUGAGCGAGACAGAUCAGGCAACGAGUCCUCUUCUCGAGCUGGUACGCUCGAUAUUCAUGCCGACUCUGGUCAACUCGCUCUCCAAAAAGCCGGCUUACUGGAUCAGUUCAAGAAAAUGGCCCGCCACGAUGCGCACACCAUAUUAGCCGACGCAAAGGGCAAAGUGUACAUCAGGACCGGUGACAGCGACGAGGCCAAUGAAGAUAGACCCGAGAUCGACCGCAAGGAUCUACGAGCGUUGCUCCUGAACGCGGUCCCAGCCAACAGAGUACGCUGGGGCUUGAAGGUUCAACACGUGCAGCGAGAUUCAGACGGGUUAAUGUCUGUCCAUUUCGCAGAUGGAAAUAUCGAAUCAGGAUUCCGACUUGUCGUAGGGGCGGAUGGUGCAUGGUCCAAAGCUAGAACUUUAGUCACAUCCGCCAAACCCCAAUAUUCUGGGCUGCACUACUUGACCACAACUAUAGAUCAACAGAAUCCGUUCCACUCUAUCGCGGUCUCGCUGGUCGGAAAGGGCAACUAUAUAGCUUUCGGCGGAGGAAAGCAAAUCGUUUCUCUCAAGCUCGGUGACGGCUCCUACUACGUCGGCGUUGGCCUGCGGCUUCCUGAGGAGUGGAGUGCAGAGAACGCCGCUGUUCUCGAGGAUCCCAAGGCGAUACGUCGGCUGUUGCUCAAUGACUACUUCGCAGAUUGGCCCAAGAUGCACACGGACUUGAUCGAACACAGUGACGGGACAUUCUAUGCUUGGCCACUGUACGCCAUGCCGACAGAAUCUCUGCCGUGGAGGACGGUUCCCGGUGUUACUUUGAUAGGGGAUGCUGCACAUGCAAGCACGCCUUUUGUAGGUGAGGGCGUCAACUGUGCCAUGACAGACAGUCUCCAGCUCGCCCAACAAAUUGUCAAGCACGGAGUGGAUGAGCUUGAUCGUGCCGUCUCCGAGUACGAGAAAUUGAUGUUCCCUCGUGCGAUCGAUCUCAUCAGCCGAAGCGCGAUGAGCGGCGAGCUGUUCUUUGCGCCAGAUGCACCUCGAGGUUGGCUCAAGGCCUUCGCUGGCAUUGACUGUGACUAA
Cladophialophora bantiana CBS 173.52 is the source of this 1158-nucleotide messenger RNA. RefSeq lists its product as uncharacterized. The coding region runs from base 1 to 1158 and encodes 385 amino acids. Lineage: Eukaryota; Fungi; Ascomycota; Eurotiomycetes; Chaetothyriales; Herpotrichiellaceae. The transcript is spliced from 3 exons. The record is from RefSeq and is a predicted model, not a curated record. Gene Ontology annotation, molecular function: FAD binding.